GCGUUGCAGCGCGGGGCCUGGGGCGAGCUCUGGCGCCCCGCCGCCCCGGCCGCCCGUGCUGGGCUCCCCGCCGCUGCCGCGGAGGAGGGAUCCCUGCACGUCUUCGCGAAGUUCGGGCAGCUGACCAUCGGGGCCCUGCAGCAGGUCCGCAAGUGCCCCAGCAUGGGCGACGGCCCUGAG
Messenger RNA from Prorocentrum cordatum, 180 nucleotides. NCBI's taxonomy places the organism in Eukaryota, Dinophyceae, Prorocentrales, Prorocentraceae. The record is from the annotation of a GenBank genome assembly.